This is a messenger RNA of Eurytemora carolleeae, 819 nucleotides long. It is a transcript of the gene Dlc90F, whose product is annotated as dynein light chain Tctex-type 1. The record is from RefSeq and is a predicted model, not a curated record. Lineage: Eukaryota; Metazoa; Arthropoda; Copepoda; Calanoida; Temoridae. Gene Ontology annotation, molecular function: dynein intermediate chain binding. Gene Ontology annotation, biological process: microtubule-based movement. Gene Ontology annotation, cellular component: cytoplasm; cytoplasmic dynein complex. The transcript has 6 exons. Bases 43 to 381 code for a protein of 112 amino acids.
AAUAAUAUUCCUGUUUUUAAACUACUAUAAUUCCAGAUAAAAAUGGCGGAUCAACCUACAGAGGAAACUCAGUUUGUUGUGGACGAGGUGUCGAAUGUUAUCAAAGAAGCCAUUGAGACAACCAUUGGAGGAAAUAGCUAUACGCAUUCCAAAGUAAGUCAGUGGACCAACGGAGUUGUUGAAUCUUGCUUAGCUAGUUUAACCAAGCUUCAGAAACCUUUUAAAUAUAUUGUUUCAUGUGUUAUUAUGCAGAAGAAUGGUGCUGGUUUGCACACAGCUAGUUCCUGCUACUGGGACAAUUCAACAGACGGGAGUUGUACUGUCAGAUGGGAGAACAAGACGAUGUACUGUAUAGUUUCUGUCUUUGGUUUGGCAAUCUAGAGAACAAAUACCAGAAAUAGAUACUUCGCCUCAGUUCAGGGUCAAAUCUAUUUUCCAACAUACGUAGUUUGUCUAACCCUACGAUCGUACAUAGGGAGAAAAAGUCGGACACUGACGAGUCGUCAUAAUUAACUUAAAACGUCAUCUGGUUCUUCUGACACCAAUUCCCGGCAUAAACAUGCAUUUUUAUCUAAACAUAAAAUAAUGUAAACUGUACUGCGAUACAUUUUAACCCUACUGAUAUUGUAUUUUUAUUCAUUCUUUUAUUGAACAAUCAUAAACUUAUCAAUUAAGUUUUGAAAUGACAUUUUUUUAUUUUAAAUAAUUUAGAAUAGUUUAUUUCAAGUCCAACAGUGCAGUUAAACACGUACAAAUUUUAUGAAUAAAAUAUUUCAAACAUUUCACUAAAUUGCACAUCUCAUAAAGAUUUAAUUUAUU